This is a messenger RNA of Saprolegnia diclina VS20, 1657 nucleotides long. RefSeq lists its product as hypothetical. The record is from RefSeq and is a predicted model, not a curated record. The transcript is spliced from 2 exons. Bases 45 to 1556 code for a protein of 503 amino acids. Gene Ontology annotation, molecular function: RNA binding. NCBI's taxonomy places the organism in Eukaryota, Oomycota, Saprolegniomycetes, Saprolegniales, Saprolegniaceae. Gene Ontology annotation, biological process: mitochondrial RNA processing; regulation of mitochondrial mRNA stability. Gene Ontology annotation, cellular component: ribonucleoprotein granule; mitochondrial matrix.
UUUCACCUCGGGCCAUAGCCAACCAAAGCAACGUACCUGUUGUGAUGCUCGGCCGCGCUGUCCUCGCUUGUCGUUGCCCCGCGCUCAGUAGGCCUCCCAUUGCAGCCUUCUCGACGUCGCCAGGCGUUCUGAAGCGGAAGCCCAAGCAGUGGAGCAAGCCCAACUUGAACGACCGGAUCGCGUCGACGCAGUCGGUGUCGCGCCUCCUCGACGUGUACGCCAAAGACAAUCUUCAGUUCACGCGCCUCCACUUGGCCAUGACUGCGAGCCGCCUCGGGAAGCUGCGUACGCCCUACCACAAGUUUGCCGACGUCGACAAGCAGAUCUUUCACGACCUUGCAUCCGAGCUCACGCGCCGCCUGCCUGAGCUCACGGCGCGCGACUUUAGCAACGCGCUGCAUGGACUCACGCGAGCGCGGGCGCCCGAUAGUGUCAUCUCCGCCUUGAUUGACUACUUUGUCAGCGAAAUGGACUUGGACGAGUUUCAGCUCACGGAGCUCAGCAUGGUCGUGCACGGCCUCGCGUCCAACCGGUUUAGCGCCCAGUCGUGCGCUGCGUUCAACCAUGUCGAAGACCGUCUUGUCGAACUCAUUACGAACGACAGAGGCGUCGGACCCCAGCACGUCGCCAACAUCGUCUGGAGCUACGCGACCGCCGGCGCCUACGGUGCGUCCGUGUAUGGCGCCGCGGAAACCUACGUGGCCACCCAUGGUCUGGACGACUUUAAGCCCCAAGAGCUCGGCAACUUGAUCUGGGGCUUCAUGCGGUCGCACCCGAACCACGGGUCGUUUGUCUUUGAGGCCGUCGCCGACCACCUCGAGGCGAGGCCGCUUCAAGAUUUUACGACGCAAAACAUUGGCAAUAUCGUCGCUGGCUUUGCAAAAGCCGACCAAGGCCUCUCGACAACGGUGCUCGAGGCUGUCGUGCAGCACAUGACGCAGCGCCUGCCCGACUGGCUCGCGAAGCCGCAGAACCUCUGCAACGCGCUCUGGGCACUCGCCCUCUUUGAAGCGACCGACCUUGUGCCGCUCAAGAGCGUCCUGGACGGCUUGUCGACGGUACAACUGGGUCUCCUCGAGAAGCGACAGCUGUACCAGUUUAUGCUCGAGGCGUCGCUGGCCUCGGACGCGCCGCUGACGACCUUGUAUCCUUCGCUCUACGCGGCGACCCGAGCUGCUAUGAUGGCGGACGACAGCAGCCGCGAAUCUGGCCGCAGCGCCUUUGUGCCCGCGGGCCUCGAUGCGGUGACGCGGGCGUUAGAGGACCGUCAUCUGCAUUUUGAGAUUAACGUCAUGACGGACAUUGGCUACACGGCGGACGUCGAGGUGCACUGGCCGGUAGCCGCGCACCGCGACCAUGGCGUGCUCAUCAUGAUCGAUGGUCCGUCGCGCUACUGGAAGCGCAAGAUGCGGCUCCGAUCGCGCAUGAAGAAGCGCCACCUCACGGGCAGCGGGUACCACGUCUUGAGCUUCCCGUACUUUGCACUGAGCGAAGAGACCAUUGACGCCGCGCUCGACGAGCUCGAGCGACAGCUGACACGGGACCGCAAGGCGUAGCUUCUCACAUCGAAUAUCUUUUGUUUUCAAGAGUCGGCGAUGUGACAAUGCGUAAGUAAAUGCAAUUUGCAAAGACUCGAGACAUCUCGGGACCACCGUCG